GUUUUCUUUUCCCACGGCUGCCUUCUUCUUGACCUCGACGACAACAACGGAACGGACGCUCAGUUCUUGAGUGGUCGAUGACCCGCCAACGACCCUUGUCUGCCAUUUUCAUCGGCUCGUCGUCGUCAUCCUCGUCGCUGCAACUUCAACUCCAACAUCCGCCACCAUCACCAAGCUCAAAUACGUCGGGAGGACUGCCUUCACCUCCAGCUACCAAUUCGACCGGGAGCGGGUCGACGAAGGAGGACAACAGCACGGGUAGCAUACGUCAAUGUCCUGCACCCAACAUCACCAUGGUUAAUCACCAUAACGACAAAUCAACUCUUUCUGACGACGACAACGACGAAAAUGAUGACGACAAUACCGCUAGACUAGACCGCAGGCAUCCUUCGAAGAACACAGGAGAAGUCUUGGGGACAUUGCAGCGGGUUAAAAGUCUCGCACAACGAAAUCGCAUGGCCAUCGACAAACUCACUUCUUUUUCUCGACUCAACACACCUUCGCCUUCCAGCUCGUCACGCAUGUCUCGCUCACCCGGUUCAGAGACCGAGCGCGAGUCUUUCCGUGCACCUACACCCUCCCAUUCGAACUCCUUCCGAUCCGCAUCGCCGGAUCUGUCUACUUCCCCACCAUUGCCCCCACUACCGCCGUCGACAUUACCUUCUUACGACGAUGACGCUAAUCAUCCACGACAACGCCGUAUCUCAGCACCUCCUUCACCGGACAAGGCGCGUCAGGCGUCCCCCGGUCCAUCACGUACACCCAGAAAACGCACCUCUUUGGCAAGCACGAUGUCUGCGCCCGUCGGUCCACUUGAUGCCGAUAGAGAGAGGGACAGAUAUCAUGCACACGGAAAUGGACACGCUCACGAACGAAGCUACGCAAAUAGAGACAAUGUCACAGACACAGCGCUGGCCGCUGUUGCAUCUGCCCGCCAAAGUCCGACUGAUACGGCAACAACCAGCACAAGUAGUAGACGCUCGAGACAGCCCUUGCCGCGAGAAUUUAGGAAUGGAGGACGAACGAGUUUGGAUGGACGGACUUCGAUUGAACCUCCACAGACGCCCUACCGCACACCUAUUCGAAACGGUGCACACGGCCACAAUGAAAACGCCGACAUGGACCUGUCACCUCGAACAGCGUCGCAUACAGCAGCCAAUGCGGGCAUGGCUAGACUACAGUUCUCUCCUCGCUCUGCAGCACGACUCAAUCGGUCCUCUACGGUACGAGAUGAUGGAAGACGGUAUCAACCGAGAUGUCAGUCAGACGAUUUCUUAACGCAUGGUAUCGACGAUACGCCUUCUAUCCCUUCUACUUUUACAUCCACCGCGACUGCCGCUGCUGCAACUGGUGUACCUGUCGGUGGCGCUGGGCGCAGGCAAACACCACGAGGCGGGAGCGCCGAGAGUCCAUUGACAAGUGGGAGGCUUGCAAGUGAGAGUUUGCGUGCUGCAGGAAUCGGGAUGCGGAGUGUACGAUCGCCAUUUCUGGCUGGUUCUACAUCAUCCACCGCAAAUGGAUUUUCUGUGAAUAACAAGGAUGACGAUCCGUUUUCGGGUACUGGCGCUGGUGUGUCGUAUCGAUCGAAGUCGCGCACGGGAAAAUCGGUCGAGUGGGAGGAUCGUGAUUAUGAUCGGUAUGGGGACCGCUAUGGGCACGACAGGGAUACCCGGAGGCACAUGAUACCCGACGAUCAGCGAAGCAAAACGAGCGCCUCGUCGAGCGCGCGCGUAAGCGAUGGGGUUGGGCCUCCCGGACCUUCGUCUUCCUCUAGGUUAGGGAUGGGGAGUUCAAGGCCCGCGACGUCGAUGGCGACUACUGGAGAAUGGAACAAGGGAUUGCGCGAAGGCAUGGACUCGCGAAGCGGAAUCACAGAAUCGGAAUCGCGGGGUGAAUUUGAAAGAUCAAGGAGUGUGACGCUGCGAAGACACACAAGUGCGAUGGCGCCGUCUCAUUCCCACACACAUUCCUCACCCUAUCCUCGUCACGACCAACACCAACGUGGUACUUCCCAACAACAAGCUGAACAUGCUCGCCUCCUCGCCGAAAGUCUUUCUAUGUUCCACUCGACGUUGUCCAAGCUUCCCCUUCAGGCAUCGGUAGCAAGAGAAUUGGGCUAUCAAGCUGAGACGAUUGUGAGAGCAUCGGAAGGGCUGAAUGGGCUGUUGAGAGCUGGGACGGCUCAUGCAGUACAGAGACAGAUUGCGAUCGAGGUAGACGAAGAUGAGGAUCAUGAUUUUCGUGGGGAUGAUAGAGAGUAUGUGAGGGACAGGUCCAGAGAAGGAGGAAGAGAGUCAGGGAUGCACGUGGCGAAGCUAUGGAGAGACGUCGGUGCCGAUUUUAGGGAAGGACUGAGGGAGAGUGAUGAGGUCGUCAGAACUCUGACUGGGUUCAUACUUGGCGUUGGAAAGGUGUUGAAAGAGAUGGCGAAUAUUGCCUCUGCCUCUACAUCCGGUGGUGGCGGCUCUGCUGCGUCGACAACGAGUGGCACUGGUUCUGCGUGCGGUUCCGCAACAGGUAUGGGGGAGGGGAAGGAACAUCUGCGGAGUGUCAGUCUGGAUCAUCAUGACAUCAUGCGACAUGUGCGCACCCCAGAUAGUGGUGGCGGUCUAAGGGAUGGUCGUCGGAGUGUUGAGUCGAGGAAGAGUUGGGAUCCGAUUGGUGUUGGUGGUGCGGGCUCGUCUUCGUUAGAUCUAUCGCGGAGGGUCACGUCCGUGCAUCGGGAUCGAGAGUAUGAGCUGGCUUCGUCGAGACCGUCUUCUUCGGCAUUGCGUGAGAGGGAAAGGGAUGGCGGUGGGAGUGAUCAGGAUAGAAGAGCAGGAUCGAGGAUUAGGAUGACUCCACCUCUCCCUUUACCAGCACCGCCGUCAGUACCCGCUUCUGCAUUGUCCUCAGCCUUGGGAUCGACAUCGACAUCUGGACUGGGACCAGCGUCGACUACGAGGCGUCUCAUGACACUAAGAGAAAGUCGUGAACGUGAACAGCAGUUGGUUUCGUUUGCGCGUACGCCUGGUACGGUGGAUUUGUCGGCGCCGAUGGAUUAUGAACCGUCCCCGACUCCUGCUUCGAAGCAACAAUAUGGCAAAGGAAUGCCACCGCCUCUUCUCUCGCAUUCCACACCUGGUCCUCCGCCUGUCAAGUCGCAGUCGACACCAGGCCCUUCACAAUUGAACUCUGGUGGUCGUCCACCCUCGCAUGCCAUUGUUGCCCAAUCCACACCCCCACCACUCCCAAUUCUUCCCUCCGAAUCUUUUCUUCGUAAAUCCUCAUUGGCCGAAAAACAAAAUAGACGUAAAGUUUCUCUGGCGUCGAUCGCGUCCAUCAUGACCAUUCGUCCAAGUGGGAGUGGUAGUGGAGGCUCUGGUGGCAGUCAAGCGCCACCAUUUGCAGUGACGAGUUCUGCGCCAACAACGGCUGUGACAGCACAUACAGUAUCGGCGUCUUCUCCUGAAUCCUUGACGCCCAGUUCGACGUUGCCUCCGCCAACUGCGGCGCCAUUGAGCCGCACAGACUCAAGGGAUUCGCGAGAGUCUACACGGCCUAGCGUGACAUUCUCGCGACCUUCUGAGGUAUCCAUGUCGGCACUGCAGAUGCAGCAGAGUCGUGAUGAAGCGAGACGACGAGCUGAGGAGGAGCUGAUACGGGAGCGAGAGAUAGAGAGGGAAAGUCGACAGCCACUGAGAUCGCCUUUGUCGGGGUCUGAGACGGAGAGGGAUACACGCAGGCGGACGAUUGGGUCCCGAGUGGCGAGGAUGUCAUUGGAUGCAGCGAUUGAUGAACGCGAGGGCGAGUCUAUGGGUAGAUCUGGUGGCGUCGGUGCUGGGAGCACCCGAACGAGUACGAUCACAUUGCCUUCCCAAAGGAGAGAGCGGAGGCGAACCGUUACGGAGAUAUUUGGCUGAGCCUAAGCUGUUUCCGUGUCCAUUGCAAUCUCGUUCUUCGCCUUUUUCUCUCGUUGGUGAUUUGCUGGUUUGCGCCGUAAAGUGAGUACUUUCUCUUUUUCUUUGCUUACUUGGCGUGAGUUGGCAGGUUGCUUAUGAGGACCCGUUAUACGUGCAUCAUCGUGUAGGAUAAAUUUUCACUGCACGCUGUCGGGGUGGGUUGUUCUAUGUUCCGAUCCAGCAGCCCAAAGCAACCCUACCCUCUCAUCAGUCAGCCUCGAUGGCGGUUCCGUUUCAUUCCGCUCCGUGCUGUGUUUAUGUUCUCGUGUCCUUGCUCACACGCAUGUCUUGUUCGAAUAUUAUGCAUCAUGCAUUGCACGC
Molecule: messenger RNA, 4262 nt
Organism: Pisolithus orientalis
Lineage: Eukaryota; Fungi; Basidiomycota; Agaricomycetes; Boletales; Pisolithaceae
Exons: 5
Coding region: 78-3902 (1274 amino acids)
Source: RefSeq, a predicted model, not a curated record